Taeniopygia guttata (zebra finch) is the source of this 6338-nucleotide messenger RNA. RefSeq names its product tankyrase 1 binding protein 1 (gene CNOT12). Gene Ontology annotation, biological process: cellular response to ionizing radiation; double-strand break repair. Gene Ontology annotation, cellular component: nucleus; heterochromatin. The record is from RefSeq and is a predicted model, not a curated record. NCBI's taxonomy places the organism in Eukaryota, Metazoa, Chordata, Aves, Passeriformes, Estrildidae.
GGCAACGAGGCUAGGCCGCACUGGCGGAGGACCCCGGGGGGCCGGACCCGCAUCCCGGGGCCCCGCCGCCAUCCCGGGCCGGGAAACGGGCCGGAUGGUUGCCAGAUCCCCGGUGAGUCACGGGAGAGGCGGCGGCAGCAGCGUGAGACCCGUGGGGACACUAACCCCUCCUCCCCGCCCGCUCUGCGCCCCCCACGUGUGUCCCCGGCCCGCCCCCGACAUGAGGCUGAAGUGGGGAAGGGGCUGACCCUGCACUGAGCCCCCCACAUCCCUGUGUCACCAUGGCCUCCCAGCCGCAGCCCCUGCACCCCACCGUGCCCUGCACCCCCCCUGCCACCACUGGGGGGGCCGGGCUGGCCGGCAGCCCCGAUAAAGGCAGCGCGCGCCCCAAGCCACCGGUGCGGCCCAAGCCCCACGUGCUGCCCAAGCCAGCUGUGCCCGCCAAGCCCCCGGUGCUGCCCCCCACGCCGGGCCCACGGCACCCCCGGCCCGAGCUGCCCUCAGCAGAGAAGAUGAACCGCCUGGCCGGGCCCCAGCCCUACAGCGGGGCAGCCACGGGGGGGCCCCUCCGGCGCCCCUCCUUCACUGUCAGAUCACCCGAGACCCUCAAUGGGAAGGGGCUCUCGUCGCCCUUGGUCACGGGCACCGAGGAGGAGGUGCCGUCGGCCCCGCCAACCCCCUCACGCAAGGGCCCGGCGCCCUUCAAGGUGACGCCGGUGCCGGUGGCCACCAGGCCGGAGCGGUUCCCGGGCACCACCGUGGAGGAGAUCCUGGCCAAGAUGGACAGCCGGGAGGGCCCAGGCAGCCCAGACCGGGCCUGGCUCUCACCCUUCUGCACCGACCCCUCCUCCCGCUUCGGCUCCAAGACCUUUGUUGCCUUCCGGAAGCGUCCCAGCGGGGAGGCAGACGGAGACCCUGCCGGCGAAGCCCCCCAGAUGCCCCGACCUGCAGCAGGCGAGCUGGGAAUGGGGGCUGAUGGACACCCUGUGGCUGAAAUGAGCAGCUCCCCCCCAGCUGGGCUGAGCUGUGCCGGGGACCCCUGUGGACGCCGGAGGCCGCCAUCCCCUCCUGACCUUUCCACUCUACAGCUGGGUGCCCUCGGACCUCCAGGCUCCCCGAGGCCUCCCACCUGCCCAGCCCCAGCCCCAGGAGCUCCUUUCCAGUCUGCUGAGCCCUCUGCCCCAGCCCCUGGCUCCCCUGAUUCUCCUGCUGAGCUCCUGGCCCCAGACUCCCCCACACUGCCCCCUGGCUCCCCCAAAUCCCCCACUCAGCCUCCAGUCGAGGUCCCUGUCACCUCCACCCAGGCCCCGGGCGCUCCCUCAGCCACUGAACCCCAGCUCAGUGUCUCCCGUUCCCCUGGCUCCCCACACACUCCAGGGGAGGGAUCCCCUGGCACUGCCAGCCCCCCUGGCACUCCUGAACUGCCCCCACGAGUCACCUGCCCCCCCGGCUCUCCCGAGGCUGCUGCUGAGUACCUGGGCCCCCCCAGCCCACCCAUUGCCAAAGCCUCUCGUCCCCCAGGCUCCCCAGAAGGACCUGAUGACUCCACAGUGUCCCCACGGUCCCAUGAGGGUCCUGAUUUCAACCCCCCUCCCCGGGAUGUGGGGCUCCGGCGCUCCUCAGAGGGGGUGCUGCGGCCCCCACCGACCGGCCAGGGCCUGGGGGAGCUGGGGGGCUCACUGAGUGCCCUGCCCCGGCCUGGAGACCUCCUGUCAGAGCCCUCCCUGGGCAGCGAGUCCGGCUGGAGCCUUUCCCAGUCCUUUGAGUGGACAUUCCCAUCGCGGGGGGCACGCUUACCAGCCUUUCCUCCCCGCUCCCCCAUCCGGGAGACGCCUGACUCGGGGCUCUCCGAAGAGGGGGAGUCAGAUGGGGAGGCUGCAGCCCUCGGCCCUCCAAAGGACAGCAGGUCUGAAGGACCUGGCAGCCAGCAGACAGAGGGGGCUCCAUGCCCGGGGGGUCCCGUGACCCAGCCACAGGCUGAGGGCUCAGCAGAGGAGGAGGAAGGGGAGGCACAGCAGGAUGCUCCCGUGUCCCACUCCCCACUUCAUGUGACAGAGCCUGGCCAGCACCCAGCUGAGCCCGAGUCCCCCACCGAGCCCAGCCUCACCACAGCUGCCCCCCUGGAUCCAGCCCCCCUGGAUCCAGCUGCUGCAGCUGACUCAGCCUGUGCAGGUGAUGGCCCCAAGAGCCUGCAGGGUCCUGGGGGCCCAGGCCGGGCUGAAGGACCCUCACAGAACCCCGACCCUCACGCCGACCCGGGCUGGCUGACAGAGCUGUUGGCGUCAUCUGGGGUCCGCAGCUCUCCAGAGAACCUGCUGGGCUGGUCACGGAAGGACCUGUGCAGUGAGUUUGGCAUUGGCCGCCCUCACCAGGACAGCACCUUUGACUGGAGGCACCCAGGUGCGUCCAGGGAGAGAGACUGGCCAGUUGAGACCAAGCAAGACCAGGAAUUCGGGACCAAAUCCAGCUGGGACAGCAACCACAGUGACAAAGACAGCACUGCCCGGGAGAGCUGGAGUGGUGACUACAGAGCAGCGGAGCCGAUGGGGGACAUGAAACUGGGCUGCAGUGACUGGUCCCAGUCCCUUGGCACUGGGAAGAGCUGCCCACAGGAUCCAGACUUCAGUGCCAGCUCAGCCGAGUGGGGCCAGGGCUACGGCAGCACGGAGGAGCUUGGCUCCAGACAGGCCAACUGGGGCAGUGGCCUUGGCACCGGACAUGUCCGGCAGCUGGACAAGGAACUGCGCUCCGGGCAGCCCACCUGGGCAGGCAGGUACAGCAGCAGGGACACGGAGAUGAAGGAAAGGGAACUCCCCUCAGACUGGGCCAGUAAAUACAGCAGCCAGGAUGCUGGGAGCAAGGACGAGAAAUUAACGCUGGGCUGGGCUGGCAGAUCCAGCACUGGGGAUGCUGGGAGCCCAGAUAAAGAGCUCAGCCCCAGCCAGCCAGCCUGGGACAGGAGGUAUAACCCCAGGGACAUGGAGAGUCAGGACUGGGAGUUCAGUCCCAGCCGGCCAGCCUGGACUCGGGAGUACAGGGACACAGAAAGCCAGGACAGGGAGUUCAGCCCCAGCCGGCUGGCAUGGACUGGUGAAAUCAGGGACAUGGAGAGCCAUGACAGGGAGUUCAGCCCCAGGAGACCAGCCUGGGAUGACAGAUCCAGCACCAGAGACAUGGAAAGCCAGGACCCGGAGUUCAGCCCCAGCAGGCCAGCCUGGGAUGACAGAUCCAGCACCAGAGACAUGGAAAGCCAGGAUCAGGAGUUCAGCCCCAGCAGGCCAGCCUGGGAUGACAGAUCCAGCACCAGAGACAUGGAAAGCCAGGACCAGCAGUUCAGUCCCAGCAGGCCAGCCUGGGAUGACAGAUCCAGCACCAGAGACAUGGAAAGCCAGGAUCAGGAGUUCAGCCCCAGCAGGCCAGCCUGGGAUGACAGAUCCAGCACCAGAGACAUGGAAAGCCAGGAUCAGGAGUUCAGCCCCAGCAGGCCAGCCUGGGAUGACAGAUCCAGCACCAGAGACAUGGAAAGCCAGGACCAGGAGUUCAGUCCCAGCAGGCCAGCCUGGGAUGACAGAUCCAGCACCAGAGACAUGGAAAGCCAGGACCAGGAGUUCAGUCCCAGCAGGCCAGCCUGGGAUGACAGAUCCAGCACCAGAGACAUGGAAAGCCAGGAUCAGGAGUUCAGCCCCAGCAGGCCAGCCUGGGAUGACAGAUCCAGCACCAGAGACAUGGAAAGCCAGGACCAGGAGUUCAGUCCCAGCAGGCCAGCCUGGGAUGACAGAUCCAGCACCAGAGACAUGGAAAGCCAGGAUCAGGAGUUCAGCCCCAGCAGGCCAGCCUGGGAUGACAGAUCCAGCACCAGAGACAUGGAAAGCCAGGACCGGGAGUUCAGCCCCAGCAGGCCAGCCUGGGAUGACAGAUCCAGCAUCAGAGACAUGGAAAGCCAGGAUCAGGAGUUCAGCCCCAGCAGGCCAGCUUGGGAUGACAGGUCCAGCACCAGAGACAUGGAAAGCCAGGAUCGGGAGUUCAGUCCCAGUAGGCCAGCCCGGGAUGACAGAUCCAGCACCAGAGACAUGGAAAGCCAGGAUCAGGAGUUCAGUCCCAGGAGACCAGCCUGGGAUGACAGAUCCAGCACCAGAGACAUGGAAAGCCAGGAUCAGGAGUUCAGCCCCAGGAGACCAGCCUGGGAUGACAGAUCCAGCACCAGAGACAUGGAAAGCCAGGAUCAGGAGUUCAGCCCCAGCAGGCCAGCCUGGGAUGACAGAUCCAGCACCAGAGACAUGGAAAGCCAGGACCGGGAGUUCAGCCCCAGCAGGCCAGCCUGGGAUGACAGAUCCAGCACCAGAGACAUGGAAAGCCAGGAUCAGGAGUUCAGCCCCAGGAGACCAGCCUGGGAUGACAGAUCCAGCACCAGAGACAUGGAAAGCCAGGAUCAGGAGUUCAGCCCCAGCAAGCUGACUGAAGCCAGUGAAUGCAGCACCAGAGACCUGGAGACCCAGGACAGUGGAUUCACAUCCAGAAGAGCAGCUGGGGAUAGUGGGUGCAGCACUGGGGACACGGAGACCCGGAAUGGGGAGUUCAGCCCCAGCAGAAGUGUCUGGGAUGACAGGUCCAGCACCAGGGAUGUGGAGGCAGGGGACAGAGAUUUGAGCCCCAGUGGAGCAGCCAGGGAUGGGCAGCACAGCUCUGUGACCCCCAGGGAGGAAGAGCAGGAGCUGGUCCCAGCCCGGCUGAGCUGGCCCGGUGAGAGCAGCAUUGGGCAGACCGGGCAGGUCAGGGCUGGUGAGGAGGACAUGCCCAGCUCCCACGGCCCUGAGCCCCCAGCCCAGGAGCCCACCUGGGGCAGUGCCCACCAGCAGGAGAGUCACAGCUGUGGCAGCAGGGACUGGGAGCUUGGAACAGCUGAGUGCCAGAACCAGUUUGGUGUCGUUGGGACAGAGCAGGUGCCAGAUCGCUGCACUGCCUCGGAUGGCUCCAUGUCCGGGAUCCUGGCACAGCCCCAGGCAGGCUUGCACAGGGAUCUCUCUCUGGACGUGGACAAUGCCCGCUGGAGCCAGGACCUGGGCAGCUGGAGUGUGGAGCCACAGGAUGCUGAGGCCAGGCGCCAGGAGUGGGCGAGUGCCUUCAGCGCCCGCUGUGCCGCCCGCAGCCGGGACCUUGGUGCGCGGGAGGAGAGCGUGGGAGGGGACACCGGCGCAGAGCACACCGGCGCAGAGCACGGCAGGUCAGCCCCCAGCCCUUCCAUGGGUGACAUUCCAGCCUAUUGCCCAGCUGUGGAGCCCCCCCGGAGUGAGUCACCCAGCCACUCUGAGGAGGAGAGGCAUGCCUCUGAAACAGCUGCUGCCCUACAGAGCCCCAGGGUCCCCCCUCUGCUGCCAGAGGUUGCCAGUGGGAUCCCAGCAGACACAGGAAGUGAGGAGCAGCCCUCAGACCACCCAGAUGGGGAGAGCCCCUCGAGCUGGGGGGAGCAGCGGCUCUCACUGACUACCCCCCAGCCUGAGGGGUCUGUGGAGAAGGGACAGGAAUUUCCUCUUCUGGAGGACACAGAGCUCCUGGACAGCAGUGUGUUGCGCUGCAAGGCCAGCCUGGGCCGCAAGCGCCAGCACCGAGCGCCGUCCCUGCGCCCCACCACCACCGAGGGGGAGAGCUGGAUCUUCCGGGACUCCACCGAGCCCCGGCCAGCCCCAGCAGCAUCUGACGAGGAAGCAGCGGAGGAGCCCCGGAGCCGGCGGAUGCGCAGCUCAUCCUCGGGCAGGGGGGUCAAGGUGCCGCUCUUUCCUGGCCUCAGCGCCUCCGCCAUCAAGGCCAAGCUGAGGGGUCACAACCGCUCGGCUGAGGAGGGGACAUCGUCAGGGGACAGCAAGGGGACCCCUUCUAAAGACCCCCAUGUGCAGCGCUCCAAGUCCCGCAAGAUCCCUGGUGUGAGUGGGAAACCCCCAGCCCUGCCCCCCAAGCCAGAGAAGUCCUCACGAUCCGAGGCCUCUGCCCCACACUGGCUGCAGGCGCUAAAGCUAAAAAGGAAGAAGCCUUGAGCGGGGCUCACUCUGACGCUGAAGCCCGCUGUCACCGGACCAGGGCUGUCCUCUCCCGUGGGGACACACACACACACCACACACCUAUGCACUUUGUACGAGCUCGCAGGGUCCCCGUCUUCCCAACACCUCCUCCCCAUCCCCCCAUUGUACCCCAUCCCCUUGGUCCUCAGGGGUCUGGGGGUGGGCACGAGCCCCCCUUCCCCCUCCCCCCUGCUCAUGUAUGGCCCUGGACACAGGGCAAUGGGUCCAGCUCGUGGUGCCACUGCCACCACGACAGACAGACAGACAAUAAAACCUCGCUGGUCA